UAAACUUUUAGAUGUUCCAACAUCAUUGUCCUCAUUGAUAAAAUCAUCAUCAUCGUAAUUAACUUUAGUUUUCAUCAUCCUUCAAGUUUUUUUAUCUCUAAAUUUUGUUGUUAAUUUUCUAUCCUCGUCCCUAUUCAACUGGAUUAAUCUAGUGAUAUUGUGAAUAAAUUUCUUUCAAUAUUGCCUCAUCCUUAAAUAUCUUUUUAAAUGUCAUUUUGAGCCGGUUUCAAAGUGCGAAAGUAAUGAGUGACAAGACCACGGACCUAUCUGAAAGUCCGGAUGCCGACGAUGAAUAUGUUGUUGAGAAGGUAGUAGAUAAAAAAAUUGAAAAUGGUAAAAUUUACUACCGUAUAAAGUGGUUAGGAUGGCCAGAUGCUGAUAAUACUUGGGAACCAAUUGAAAAUUGCGCUAAAUGUGAAAACUUGAUAUCCCAAUUCGAAGAAGCGGCUGCACAGAGAAAGAAGGCUUACACAUUGGAUAACCACUCUUCAUCUGACUCUUCUGAUUCAAUCUCUUCUGAUGAUUCCAAUUUUAGUGCUAAAAAACGCGUCCAUUUCAAAAAGAAAGGGAAAAAACCUAAUAAUUCUUGGCGGUCGUCUAAAGGUAAAAGUGAUUUAGGCAAUGACUCUGAUACUGGAGAUGGAAACAAGAAAAGCAGAAAGAAAGUCUCAUCCAGCAAAGUCAAAAAUAAAAACAAUCAUGAGGAUGGAAAUGUAAAUAUUGGAUUUGGUGAUGCAAUGGCUUCACUUGACCAAAGUUCAUCUGAAAAAUUUAAGCGUCCCAAGGACUCUGCCAAAGAGCACAGAAAGAUCAGUGAAUAUAAAGAUAAGGAGCAAAUUCAGAUGUACUUAAAUACAGGAUGCGGUGCUAAAGGAAAGGACAGGACUACCAAUGAAGACUCUAAGAAAAUUGCAAGUGCCAAAAGUCGUGUCGAGAGUGAACCAAGUUCACAAGGGAACUCAAAAGAUAAACACAAAAAGCAUCGAUCCAAUUGUUCAAAGGCGUCUAAGGAAAAAGCUUCAUCUCGUAAUGAAAAACCCACUAAAUUGAAACGUUCGAGGAGAAUAUCAACAUCUUCAUCCGAUGAUGACUCAUAUAGUAAUCGUUAUUUUGGGUAUGAAAGAAACAAGAAACUAGUCGAAAUAGUUGAAUGGUGUAAAUAUGAUACAAAAAUUCUUCAUUUGGUGAGAUAUUCUGACGGAGAAGAAGAAUAUCUUAGUGACUCUGUGACUCUGGAAAGGUGGCCUGAAAAAGUAUCUGAAAUGUAUCAAAGACAUCUCUUAAACGAAUCAAUGCCAGAAGAGUUGAAGAAUACGCUCAAUUCGGAAUUAAAAAAUGCCUCAUUUGUUAAGAAGGUGGCAGCAGCGAUCAAAAGCAGCGCUACAGCCGAAAAAAAUAAUGAAAUGAGUUCCCUUCAAAUGGAAUCCUUAUAUACGAAUGUAGAAUCAAUUUGCUCGAGUAUUAACCCGAAUAACACUGAUAAAAUUAACGAUGAAUCACUACAAAGUAAAGUUUCCAAGGAUCAAAUAAUAAAUGAUACAACAUAUACUAAAGAGGUGUUUGAUGAUCUUGGAAGUAGUGUGAUCGCUAUAGACAGUACAGCUGGAGCAUCAUUAAGUCUACAGGAUUCUGAAUUUGUUGUGCAUAGUGAUACUAGUUUAUCGCAAAACUUAUCCCAAAGUCAGGUUGCUCCUGAAUUUGAAGUUGAACCAUCGGGCAAUGAAGACUCACUUGAAUCCAUUGGCUCCGCUAAUGGCUUGCUGGAUAAUCAAUUGCAGUUUGAAGAUGGUAACGAAACAACUCAAAAUAACAAUUCAUACAGAGCGGAAGAGUAUGAAGAUGAGACAGAAGCUUCAUUUAACCCUUCAACUUAUGGGGAAGAUGAUGAAGACUUUGUAAUUUACUUUAAUCCAUCUCCCCCAAGAGCACUAUUGCGACAAAAUGAUCACUAUUAGGGUGUUUUGUGGCUUUCCAAAUGAUUGUUUACCUUGAUACAACCUUAUCACUGAUCAUUUGAAUUCUAAUCCUAAUCAAAGUUCUAAUCAAUCAUGUUGAUUUUUCUUUUUUACUCUCAUUUCAUGAAUGUCUUUUCAUAAUUUCAAUUUUUGUAUUCUCGUUCGAUUGUUUGCAAAACAAUUCAUUCCAUAUGCUUUCUCCUCAUCGAGAUCUGUUCUUGUUUUUAUACAUUACUUAUGAUACAUUUUCAAUAAAUAACUACUUUCCAAUUUAAA
This is a messenger RNA of Tetranychus urticae (two-spotted spider mite), 2231 nucleotides long. RefSeq lists its product as uncharacterized. Lineage: Eukaryota; Metazoa; Arthropoda; Arachnida; Trombidiformes; Tetranychidae. The record is from RefSeq and is a predicted model, not a curated record.